AUGGGCGCAUUGUCAUUUGGCGGCUCGCGAAGCAGAGACAAAUCGCCGUCCACAGACCCUCUCGCUCCGUUGCAAGUCGUGGCCGCCAGAGUUGCGCAAGAUGUGGCCGCCUUCGCCAUCAAAGUCGAUGUUUGGCACACGGAAGGCAUGAAAUCCGCGCGAGCAAAAUACGGGGCAACAGUAAACUUGGUGGGAGAAUUCAAAAGCAUCGCGGAGACCAGAGUGAAGGAGUUGAAGAGAGCGCACGCCGCGGACAACAAAGUAGAGCUUGGACGCAGCAUACGCAAGAGAAUCCAGGACAUGGCUGAAGCCCCGGAUGCGAACACACAAGGAUCCCUCAGCCAAUCGCUCCAGAUGCCCGCUCCAACAAGCGAUUCGCACGGUACCCAGGGGAGCAAGCAGCUGGACGAACUCCGACAAUGGCAGGCCGAGCUGGCGACAUGGGAGCUUGUUCAGAUCAUCAUCAGUCAGCGAUUCCCCGAGCCCGAAACAGAUCCAGCGGCCGAAAGACAGAAACGUCUUGCGCAAGUCGGCGGCAACAAGCGAUACAGCCCGAACAGCGAGAUCUGGGAUCGUUUCAUGUUGGAGGAUGAUCGAGCCAAAGAGAAGGCACUCGUUCUGCGUUGGCUCGAGCAGACUGCACGGAACGACAGAAGCAGCAUAGAAACUAUCACCACCGAGCUUGAGACGCAGUCGGGCAGGGGCGCACACACUUGGACAAGUGGCUGGCUCGAUUCCAAAAGCAGAAUCAAGCAGGCAAAGCGCUUGGAAGGAGCAGACCAGCCUUUGAGGCCGGAUGCCGUGGAUAUCAAGACCGCAGAUAGGACACAAGGCCUGGUCACUCAACUAGAUCCCGAUGGCCCUGCGCGGCAGAAGCGUGUCCUUGAAAAGUCAGAUGAGUACUACGAGCGAGCAUUGUGGAUGGUAUGCUACGAAAUGCUACGACGCGGCCUUCCUUGGAACGAAAUAAGCGAGUGGGCGCAGGAGAGAAACGAAGCCUGGCGUGGUGUCAGCGUUGGUGCAGCCUACGAGGCACAUCCAAAGGGUGGGCCCAAUGUCGCUGGUCCCACCGUAGGCUAUCUGUUUCGCCGCAUGUGCUUUUACGCCGCAAGAGGAGCCCGAGUUCCCCACGAGGGAGCUGUCUAUGGCCUUCUCAGUGGAGAUCUGAAGCAAGUUCAAACUGCCUGCCGUACUUGGGACGACCAUCUGCAUGCUCAUUACAACGCUUUGCUUCUAUCAAGAUUCGAUCGCUAUCUGAUUAGUAAUUACCCCAACAAAGUGAAUGCGAGCUUGGUCCAGAAGUUCGUAUUCCAGGACGCUGCUUCUCACAUUGGGGACUGGGAUAGAGCUUCACGAACAGUCAUCACCCUGUUGAAGCAAGAGAAGGCCACAGAGACUGAAGCCUCGAGUCCAUUCAAGCUCAUCCAAGGCGCUUUAAUUGCCGGAACACUCGACGAACUAUUGCUCAAGGUGGGCACAAGCCUGGCCGACAUGCUCGUCAACGAUGAACGACCAGAAAACCUGAUGCUUCACCCGGACUCGAAUCACACCGACCCAGGGCCGAAGCCCCUCGAUCAGACACGCACUUAUACAGCUGAGCCCUGCUUCAAGGCAUUAGCGUGUAACCCACAAGCGUUCCAAACACUCGUACACAUCUUCCUCUUGUUCAAGCAUGGACUUAAUACGCUUGAUUCGGAUGAGAUGGGCACUUGGGUAGCGAUGGACAACGUGAUCACCGCUUAUAUUGAAUGCCUUCGCCAAAGAGGACAGAUCAUGUCGAUACCCAUCUAUGCAGCUCAAUUGGCACCGGAACGUGCAGCUCACUGCCUCGCUCGCAUUAUACCAGAUGUCCGCAAUACUCAGGAGCGAAUAAAGAUGGUGGGUUUGUUCCGACAGUACAAGACAGACGUCAUUGAGGUUGUAGCUCAAUCCUUUUUGUUCGCGUUCAAGAAUAGUGGAUUUACCCACUUUAACGAGAAGGGCGACACCAUAAUCACGUCCCCCAUCAAACGGUUCAAGAUUAUUGAAAGGACCGGGUCCCAGGAUUUUGGACUCUGGCCUGGGUACCGUAUUCAGGCAGAAUUCACAGGAUGUCAAAUUGAACCCAAGGAAGAUGCCAUCAUCGAAGUCCUGCAGUGGUACCAGUAUAUCAACAACGACUACAAACAGACGUUUGAUCAUCUCAGAAAUGCUCUCACUAUUCUCCUCCUCAAUGGCCGUCUUGGUGCUGCAGAAAAGGUGGUUAGCGAUCUCAGUGUAGAGUCGCUCUCGCUGUCAAGAACCGAAGCACUCUGUGGCUAUCCUUUUGACAUCAAUCAACCCGGGGCGGAGGAACGGGAUGAAGCUUCAUUGCACGAGCAUCGAAGCACGCUGACAGAUGACGACUUGCGGAACGCUCUGAGAUAUGACGCUAUGCCCAAUGCUGAGAAGCACGCGGCCAUUGUGCAGCGUCUUCGUGAGAACAGUCAACCGUACUAUGACCUUCAGCUGAUUGUUCGUAUUCUUUGCCUGUUCCGCGAGUGGCGGCAAGAAGAAGAAGAUUUGAUCAAGCUUCGUACGGAUCAAUCCAGGCAACCUUCUGAAGCUGCUGCAGCAAAGAAGAAGGCAGAUAUGUCUCACACUAAAGAGGUGCUUGAAUCGAUUGAGCAAGUAUUCACAGCGCUUGUUUCCGCCAUAACAACAUCACUCCGUGAUCACCCGGAGGCGGAGAAUCCGGAUACAUGGAAUCUGAAGUUUGCAUACAUUCCAGAAAUCGUGCUGGCAUACCUGUCAGUCCUGCAGACUGCGGCAUUUUUCCUGCAGCGGGACUCUGCAGUGUCUUCGGCAGUAAGGGCAAUGGAAAUUGCAAACCUGGUCGCAGACGAAGAGAACGAGUGGUUGCAAGAGGUGUUCUUGAAGACGGGCAGGAUGAGCGAGCUGGUUGAUGCGCUGGCCAUGGUUAGCAAGGCCAUGUUGAGAUUGAACGAGCAUGAGCCCAAAAAGAGUACUUCGAAGAAGAGGGGAAGCAAGGGCGAGACGCUGCGGAUAUGGGAUCUGAAUGCCAAAAGUCGCGUGUAG
Messenger RNA from Parastagonospora nodorum SN15, 3057 nucleotides. RefSeq lists its product as hypothetical. The record is from RefSeq and is a predicted model, not a curated record. The transcript has 3 exons. Gene Ontology annotation, biological process: post-transcriptional tethering of RNA polymerase II gene DNA at nuclear periphery; protein import into nucleus; regulation of DNA-templated transcription. Gene Ontology annotation, cellular component: nuclear pore; nuclear pore outer ring. Gene Ontology annotation, molecular function: structural constituent of nuclear pore. Lineage: Eukaryota; Fungi; Ascomycota; Dothideomycetes; Pleosporales; Phaeosphaeriaceae. The coding region runs from base 1 to 3057 and encodes 1018 amino acids.